Clarias gariepinus (North African catfish) is the source of this 966-nucleotide messenger RNA. It is a transcript of the gene sebox, whose product is annotated as SEBOX homeobox. The record is from RefSeq and is a predicted model, not a curated record. Bases 1 to 966 code for a protein of 321 amino acids. Gene Ontology annotation, molecular function: DNA binding. The transcript is spliced from 3 exons. NCBI's taxonomy places the organism in Eukaryota, Metazoa, Chordata, Actinopteri, Siluriformes, Clariidae.
AUGGCUUUGUUUUUAGACCAGGCAUGUGAUUAUGUUCAUAAAAUUAACGAAGAUGGAGAAAUUGAUUUUAUCUUCAACAAAAGCGAAGCUCGAUUUGCAGAUGUUGUAAACGAUCGCGCGCUGUCUUCUCCAGAGGCAGACCGGAUCGCGCAACCAGAAGCCCAGAGGAAACGGAAAAGGACGAUUUUCAGCCGGGCGCAGCUGUCGGAGCUCGAGCGCGCCUUCGGGGUCACGCCAUACCCUGACAUCACACUGCGGGAGAGACUCGCUGCUCUCACUCUGCUGCCCGAGAGCAAAAUCCAGGUGUGGUUUCAAAACAGACGUGCUCGGAGCAUCAAGAGUGGCAGACUGACCAGACCGGUGAAGAAAAAUCCAGUCGCAGCUAAUCAUAAGGCAGAAGGCAUUUUUCCUCAUCCAAGCCCCGCUCUUAAAGUCUCUUCUGAUGCAGGCCAGAAGAAAAGACCCGAAGUUUACCAAUCGUCUGACACAAACAACCAGCAGCAGAUGUCUGACCUGGACUGGGUGAGGCAGGCAUUGUGCCCCUGGUCUCAGAAUCUGCCUCGAUCUACACCCCCGGUCCCGUCCAUAUCCCCUGAUCUCCCUGGAGCACUCCCCUGGGGAAACCAGCCCUCCAAAACACCUGGAAGUCAUUCUGUCUCAACAGAUCAGGUGGCAAGGCCAUUCCAUUCCCUACCCCAGUGCCAGUGGAGUGAGCAUGCUGAGAUUGGCACCCAUACACCCUCAGCUGGAGGCUUUUCAGCAAAACCUCAGUGUAACAUUACUCAAAACGGGUAUCCGUCUUUUCCCAUGGACCAGGUGGUUCCUUCACACUCCGCACAAACCUGUUGGCAGGGAAGCAUGCAUCGACAGGGACAGCCCCUUGUGCACUACCCUCAGACGUCCCUAGGAGACAUCUCCGACCUGAUCUACAGUGCUGCCGUAGUCACCAAUCUGGCCGACUUCUGA